This is a messenger RNA of Helicoverpa zea (corn earworm), 2310 nucleotides long. RefSeq names its product B9 domain-containing protein 2-like. The transcript is spliced from 6 exons. Gene Ontology annotation, biological process: cilium assembly. The record is from RefSeq and is a predicted model, not a curated record. The coding region runs from base 244 to 2307 and encodes 687 amino acids. Gene Ontology annotation, cellular component: ciliary transition zone; MKS complex. NCBI's taxonomy places the organism in Eukaryota, Metazoa, Arthropoda, Insecta, Lepidoptera, Noctuidae.
UUACCUGCAGUGCCCGGGCCUCAUACGAUCGAUGUGAACUGCUGGAUACCGACUGCAACUUCUAUUUCUGAUAGAAUUCGCCAAUUUUUCCUUGGUGGAUCUCAUCAACUCAUUCAAAGUGAUAUUGUUAAUUUAGGUUUGAAUCGAUUUAAGUUAAAGACUCAGUCAAAAGGGACAGUUCAGCUGCGAGUAAAUAUAUUGCUCCGGAAUUUUAGCCAAUUUGGAGUAGAGUAUAAGUGAAACAUGAAAGUCAUUACAUAUUUAGAUUUCACUGUCCUAUCAAUACUCAUUCAGUUUUGUGUCAUGGAUUACAUACAAGAAAAAAAUCAGUCUGAUGAACCUGUGUCUCUCAAUGUAACUACACACAAAGAUGUUAUAACAGACUUAUUGAAGAACAUUAGUGUUAAGCCUCAUGCUCUUUACUACAGGACACAUGUCAUGAGUAGAUCAUUAAAAAACACGUCCCCAUCAAAGAAUUAUAAUAACUCCUCAUUGUCGGAGACAAUAGGAACAACAGAUGCAACCACCACCAUAUUUGAUGUCCUUUAUGAUGAAAAUACUUCUGAAACAGAUGUCACUUCUACUACCACAGAGCUGUAUUUCACUAGUACUGAAUUUGAUAAUGUCACAGAAAUAACAUUUUAUGAUAUCAAAAACAAAUCAUCUGAUGUACCUAGUACUACAUCUAAAGUUAAUUUUAAUUUACACUGUGAAUGUAACUUACUGUAUAAUGUUUGUGAUCUAUACUGUUGUUGUGAUCAAGACUGUUCUGAAAAUGAACUCAAAAUAUUCCAAUGCCAAAACAAAAUAAAGGAAGAAGAUAGAGCAAUUGAUGGAUGCAUUACACAUUUAUUAGAUGAACAGAGAUAUGGCGGCAGUAUGCUUGAUAAUCUGUUCUGUGUUGUUAAAAGUAACUUACCUAAUAAGCGAAGUUUAAGAAAGUUUAGUCUCGCAUCAACCGAUAACUAUUACACAGUUCCAAAGCAACCUUCAUAUGAAUUUAAGAAAACCUUGUAUAAACAAGGUGAUCCUAUUUGGCUGUUGAAAAAUGGAAUAUUUUAUUAUUUGGAUUUCCCAGCACCAAUGGUAAACCAUUACUGUACCGACCGAGUACCGAUUCAAUUUAUCAGGAAGGAGAAAAUAAAAUGUAAUGUGAAACUUGAGCAUUUAGAAAUGUUUAAUAUAUUGAAAACUACUGAUGAAGCUUUGGUUAUAAGUGCUACUGACAAUACGUUUAACAGCACCACUUUGAACUGCACUAAUCUUCAUUGCAUUAAUUGGACAAUCCUUGCAUGUGAAGAUGGUGUAUGUGCAAAUUACGACAAAACUUUGAACGAAGCGACAUGCACGGAGAAUGUCUGCAAUAAUAUAGCGUUGAAAAUCGAUUAUGAAUUCUAUUACUACGAUUUGAAAAUAAUGAACGCGACGAUAAAACUGCACAUACAAAAUAUAUCGCAUGUAUUACCAUUCAUGAUGCAAGAAAUCAAUAUAAAUUUUUAUAUGUCCAAUAAGUCUAUAGACCAUGUAAUUGAAUUAAGUGGAAACCCAGGAUAUAUCAACGGUUUACCAGUAAUUGCAUCAUACGUUAAGAGUAACUAUACCGACAAUUUUUUCAAUAAUACUUCGGAAACGAGGAGGCGAAUGUUACUUCCCGAAAACAAAAAUGGACUUUGUGUUUUAUCCAACACAACAAGUAACAUUGUAACAUUUGGCAUCAGUAAAAGAAAUAAAUGCCGGUAUGAACAUCCGCACACAACUUUACCAAAAAAGAACAUGUGCAACAACAUACAAAAUGGCAUAAUUGAACUUUUAAGGCUUAACAGUAAUAUAUCCAUAUCUCAAUUAGGUAAUCCACAUGGUAUUGCCGACGACGGUUGGAUAAAUAUGUUUAUAGACACCAAUAAACGCGAUCCUGUUUAUGGAGAGUAUAAUGAAAACACCUUUAAACUUUACUGUUAUAAUUUAAUUAACAGACUAUCUGUUACCUUCAUGUUCGCUAAUGUCGACGAAGGAUCACACAAGGGUCAAAAUAAGAUUCUAUCAGCUAAAUAUGAAGUAACAACUAGAAACGUUAGUUUUAAUGUAGAGGAUAUUUCUAUUGUUAUUACUGUUGAUAUUAAUUUCGUGGAUCUGACCAAGCCAAGUGUAAUUCAAUAUGCUGGAGGUCCACAUUUAAAUAUUCAUUUACCCAAAGAUUUCUUCUUCCCCUUUCCUCAGAACGGCUGUAUUCACAUGUCUAACAAGUUAAUUGUAACGAUAUACUGCUGUGUAAUAUUGCUUUUUACAAAUAAAAUAACUCUUGAAUAAUAA